Messenger RNA from Sesamum indicum (sesame), 675 nucleotides. NCBI's taxonomy places the organism in Eukaryota, Viridiplantae, Streptophyta, Magnoliopsida, Lamiales, Pedaliaceae. The record is from RefSeq and is a predicted model, not a curated record.
AUGGACCUGUUGCCAUGGCAGUUCGCGGCCUUGCUUGCUCUACUCUUAAUUCUUUUCAUUACUCCUUUCUACUCUCUAAUAAGCACAGGCCACAAAAGUGUUGUCACGAAAAACUUACCUCCACAGGCAGCCGGGGGAUGGCCUGUAAUCGGUCACCUGCGUUUGCUCUCCGGGCCCGAGCUACCUCACAUAAUCUUGUCAAACAUGGCAGACAAAUACGGCCCGAUGUUCACAUAUGAGCUACGAUUUCGCCAUGUUCGGCCUCGGGAAAUACGGUCCGUACUGGCGGGGUACGAUUUCGCCAUGUUCGGCCUCGGGAAAUACGGCCCAUACUGGCGGGAGCUUCGCAAGAUUUCCGUGCAGAAGCUGCUGUCGAACCGCAAGAUUGAAACGCUUGGACAUUUGUGCGUAACCGAAAUCAGGGCCCUGAUGAAAUCGUUGUAUAAUUCAUGCACCGACAACGGCGACCGGAAGGCGCCUUCGUCGCUGGAGAUGAGGAAGUUGUUCCGGGACCUGAGCGUGAACGUGAUGGUGAGAGUAGUUGCGGGGAAUACUGUAGGGGGUGAGAACAAGGGCUCGAGGGAGAUUAAUCAAAAAUGGCAUGAGACAAUAACGAAGUUCUUGGGGGCGAUGGGGGUUCUGACAGUACCUGAUGUGCUCCCGUAUUUGAAGUAG